AUGGCUCGUACACAUAUGUACCUUGUAAAAGUUGGUGUGGAUCCAAGAAGACUACGAUUCAGACAACAUCUAGGAAAUGAGAUGGCUCAUUAUGCGCAGGAUUGUUGGGAUGCGGAGAUUUUGACUAGCUACGGAUGGAUCGAAUGCGUUGGUAAUGCUGACCGUUCUUGCUAUGAUCUUACACAACAUUCCAAAACCACCAAUGUGAAGCUUACCGCUGAAAAGAAAUUGUCUGAACCAAAGUCUGUAAAUGUUGUGGAAGCAGCGCCGAACAUGGCCGUACUAGGCAAAGAAUUCAAGAAAGAUGCCAAGAGGAUACAAGCAGCUCUUGCACAACUACCUGAGGAUCAAGUAGAAGCUUUGGAGAAGGAGCUGAAGGCUAACGGUUCAUACAAAUUAAAAGUUGACGCUGACGAGUUCAAGUUGACUGCAGCUAUGAUAACGGUGAAGAGAACUACGAAAAUGGUAACAUUAUCCUCAGUGGAGAAAUAG
Cylicostephanus goldi is the source of this 492-nucleotide messenger RNA. Lineage: Eukaryota; Metazoa; Nematoda; Chromadorea; Rhabditida; Strongylidae. The record is from the annotation of a GenBank genome assembly.